Dichomitus squalens LYAD-421 SS1 is the source of this 1254-nucleotide messenger RNA. RefSeq lists its product as uncharacterized. The transcript has 3 exons. Lineage: Eukaryota; Fungi; Basidiomycota; Agaricomycetes; Polyporales; Polyporaceae. The record is from RefSeq and is a predicted model, not a curated record. The coding region runs from base 1 to 1254 and encodes 417 amino acids. Gene Ontology annotation, molecular function: protein binding.
AUGCCUUCAGCUUUCCUCGAGUUCUUCGGAAGGCUGUUUCUCCGAGAGACCAGCGCGAAAUCAGGCGAUAGAGAGGUAUACAGGACACCGCCCACAUCUUCCGUUGGCCGGUUUAUCCCACUGCAGCUACCUCUCGAGCUCUGGGUCGAAGUCCUCAGUUUCGUCUCAGACCGACGUACCUUGGUUCAGCUCAUGCUUGUCAAUCACGCAUUCCACGACAUCACUGAAACCCUUCUCUACCGCACUGUGGUCCUCAAAAGUCACUAUACUAUCCCUCUUCUCGAUAGGGCGCUCAAAUCGUCUGCCAAACGCGCAAAGUUUGUGCACGUACUCGAGCUCACAGAAUCCACAGGAUACUAUCCCUUCCAACCAACAUUGUCAAGUCUGCGUUAUCUAACGCUAAUAGACUACGACUACCGGGAUUGUGUUGGGCAGCGCACCUGCGACGCUGUACUCACGAUGUGCUUCCCCCAUCUCCGCGGAUUUACAACCAAUUUACCCAUUACUUCAGCCUCCUACCUCGACAGGUUCCUCACAGUCCAUCAGAAGCUCGACGAGCUUGACAUCUCCCAGUCGCAAUACCUUCUCGAAGGCACUGUUGGAAUCUUGGAGCUCUGGACGUCACUGCGCUCACUCCGUGUCCUCGGGUACCACUCCCCCUUCUUCUCGGACAGCGUCAGGCGAAGACGCACUCCCACCAAGGUCACGCAUCUGUAUAGACCUAUUUGCACUGAACCGGAGCUUAGCCUCAUCAGCAGCCUUAUGCCCCAGCUUGUCAGCUUGCGGCUGGGCGGUCGUCGUGGGGGUUGGAAUACGCCAUGGUCUCUGUACGAUGUGGCAAUGAACUUUCCUCACCUUCGCUUUCUUCAGCUCGACAUGCUUCAGGGUGAUACACCCACUCUCAGUAAGACAGUCAUCGACUGGACUCUCGAUCGCUCCCAGGACAUUCCCCCGCGACCGUCUUCAGAGCCGCGCAUGACCGUUGCGUGGAUGUACACUCGCAAUCCCCGCUGCAAGGAAGGUUCUGUAGGAUGGGCCGAUGCAUGGGACAAGCAUCAGGAAAACGUCACGGACUUGUACAGGUACUUGGGGUACUUGGCCAAGUACCUCAAGUAUCCCAAGUACCUCAAGUACCCCAAGUCCAAUGGACUUGGCCAAGUCGGGUGGGUUGACUUGGCCAAGUACCAGGUACUUGGCCAAGUCCUCCAAGUCCCUGUUCAAGUUCAUGCCCAAGUUCACUGUGAGAUGUAUUGA